AUGCCGAUGAAGCUUGUAGUGGAUACAAUCUAUCAACAUUUCACAGGGAAAGCUGCUAUAUUGAUGGCAGAUUGCUGUCACUCUGGUUAUAUUUGUAAUUUGGUGAAUGAUUACGAUAAAAGCGAGGUGAACAAUUAUUUACGUGUUGCUGCAUUUGGUUCAGUUUAUUACAACAAAUCAUCCACAGGCAACUGGACAUUCACAGUUGCUCUACUAGCAGCAUUAAACGGUCAAGCGUAUUUGGAAUUUGACGAUGAUGGUACGGUGACAUUGAAAGAAUUGGAGCGACAUAUUAUGUAUGAUAUGGCGCUGUUUGACAAGCAAUAUGCAUCAUCCUAUCUACCAAAUGAUAUGCGUACAUGGAUUCUGACAUGUCCCGUAAAGCGUAGGAAACAUGCACGUAUUGGUGAACGCAUAUUAGUCGAUUGGGACGGUAUAGAUUAUAUGGCAAGAAUUGAAAAAUAUCGACAGGGUGAAUUUUAUAUUCGUUAUUUCAGUUUUGCUAGUAAUGAACGUAGUUGGAUUAGUGAAGAUGAAGCGAAACCAUUGGACAUCGUUCACUAUGCACGAGGGACCAGAUUAGAGGUUCUCAGUGGCGAUAAAUGGUAUCCAUGUCGAGUGUUGAAAGGUUUCUGUGGUUUACAUUUAAUCAAGUAUGAUGAUUAUGCCGAAAAGUACAACGAAUGGGCAUCAAAAGAUAAUUUAAGGUCCAGAUCAUAG
This is a messenger RNA of Adineta steineri, 720 nucleotides long. The record is from the annotation of a GenBank genome assembly. NCBI's taxonomy places the organism in Eukaryota, Metazoa, Rotifera, Eurotatoria, Adinetida, Adinetidae.